AUGAAGCAUAAUUGCGGCGAUUUGAAAGUGAAAUGGAAUCAUCAUGGCCACAAAUAUAAAUUUAUUCUUACACAGCAAGAAUUAGCUCAAAAUGAUGCUUUUGAAAUUUUAUUACGAAAAAUUCGUCGAAGAUUGCCAGAUUUUAAUGAUGUAUUAGCAAGUAAUGAUAAAUAUGGUAAUGAGAGUAUUGUGGCAACAGAUGAUGAAUUUCGACAACUUCUACUUCUUGGUAAACGACGUUUAAAAAUAUAUACAGUACAACGAUAUUUAUACGCACAUCCAUUUCGAUCCGAUUCAGUUUCACUUGAUAUUGCUCGAUUAGAACGAUCAUCGCUACGAUCGACAAGUUGCUUACGAGAGCCGCCACCAUCGUAUCGCGAAAGUCAAAAAGAUGCAUUACUACAAAUUUUUAAUUCUUACCACAUUUUACCUCAUUGGGGAAUUGCUCCAUUUUCUUCUAUGCCAUUAUCUAAUUUCGAUUAUGGUUUCGGUCAUUGCAAUGCUACCAUUAGCACUGGUACCGGUAGUGGACGUUAUGGACAAUCACUUAUUUAUGGUUAUCCACCUCUAUCACCCAUGAUGUAUAGCUUUUUAUGUUCACCGUUUCCAUUUGGUGGACAUCAUCGAAGUUGGAUUUGUCGAUCAAAAUGUUUUAGUUUAAGUUGA
Messenger RNA from Cercopithifilaria johnstoni, 666 nucleotides. Lineage: Eukaryota; Metazoa; Nematoda; Chromadorea; Rhabditida; Onchocercidae. The record is from the annotation of a GenBank genome assembly.